Messenger RNA from Acytostelium subglobosum LB1, 1614 nucleotides. RefSeq lists its product as hypothetical. Gene Ontology annotation, molecular function: hydrolase activity, acting on carbon-nitrogen (but not peptide) bonds. Gene Ontology annotation, cellular component: membrane. Bases 1 to 1614 code for a protein of 537 amino acids. The transcript has a single exon. Gene Ontology annotation, biological process: carbohydrate metabolic process. Lineage: Eukaryota; Evosea; Eumycetozoa; Acytosteliales; Acytosteliaceae. The record is from RefSeq and is a predicted model, not a curated record.
AUGAAUUAUAAACAGGCUGCUACACAAACAAACGCUCGUGAGAGACGUCCACCAACAACUCUACUUCAAUUCCCAACAGCUACACAACUACAACAACAACAACAGCAACAAUCGCCACUGUCACAAUCACAAUCACUACCACAAUCACAAUCACAGUCACAAUCACAACAACAGAAUCAAUACCAGUUGCUUGAGGAAGACGACGAGAUUGAUCAUCGCAAGAAGAUGACAACGCUCGAUGGAUACUUCCUCCGCUACCCCUUUGGCUUGUGGUGGUACAUCGCACUGGUCAUCCUCUUCCUCACGGUCUCCAUUCUGCUCAUGAUUUACUUCCUGCCCAACUUCCUCGUGCGCGCCAUCUCCAAUCACUUUGACGGCGAGGUGUUCUUCUACGCCGACAACAGGAUGGACGUCACCAGACACAAACUGGUGGCGCUCACCAUCGACGACGCACCCUCAGAGAACACCAUGGACAUCUUGGACAUACUGGCCGAGUAUGACGUCAAGGCGACCUUCUUCCUCAUCGGCAAGAACAUCGUGCGCAACACAAACAGUCAACGAGUCCUCGAUCGCAUGCUGGAGCAGGGCCACGAGAUUGGCAACCACAUGUGGCAGGACGAGCCAUCGAUCAGCUUGGAGCCGGAAGAGUUUGAACGUCAGCUGCUCGAGGUCGAUCAGAUGAUCAACAACACCUACACCAAGUACUACGAACGAUCACGUGUCUCCACACUGGAGAAGCGUUACUCAUACUAUACAAUGUGCGCCAAUGUUGGUGAUGGAGGAGAAGACUUGUCAUCUCUGCCAGCGUCACCCAGUCACAGUCAAAGAACAAUCAAGUCUGUCGAAGUACAACGUCUACAAGGUGAUGCUAAGCUUGUUGUUGAGCGACAGAAUGCCGACCCAACAUCCAGUAUGGACGCACCAAUUGGCAGCAGUAGUAUAGGAAGUGAACAACAUAUAGAUCCAAUCAUUGAUGAUGGUAGUAGUAGUAGUAUUAAGAGCAGUAGUAAUAGUAAUAAUAAUAGUAAUAACAAUGUUAAGAGUAUACUACAAGACUCAUCAACUCAAGCAGUGGACAGCAACAGUCUGGCGAUGAGUGACAGUACUGCUAAAGAUGGUGUUGCGAGCAGCCAGAGCCAGAGUGAUGGCGAGGACGAGAGCAUGAGCAAGAGCGAGAGCGAAGAGUAUGAUAACAACAAUAUAGAGAACCUAAGUUUGAAUUUGGACGAUCAGCAGUUCUACGCCAACACUUAUUGCAAUGCUAGACGACGCAAGCUGUUCAGACCAGGCUCAGGAUUCUUCAAUCGUAAUAUGUUGGACAGCAUCAAGCAACAUGGCUACCAACUGUGUCUGGGCAAUGUCUAUCCACACGACCCCUUCAUCCGCAUACCCGCCGUCAACUCAUGGUACGUCACGAGCACAGUAUCGCCAGGCUCCGUCAUCAUCCUACACGACCGCGACUACACACUGGAUGCAUUGCGUACAAUGCUUCCAUACCUCGUGUCUGAGGGCUACAAGAUCAUCACACUGUCCAGUCUCAUUGACAUUGACACGCGAAUCCAACAAGAACUUACACUGAAGCAGCAGCAAAAGCAUCGACUGAAGCAGCUCUGA